Closterium sp. Naga37s-1 is the source of this 3009-nucleotide messenger RNA. The record is from the annotation of a GenBank genome assembly. Lineage: Eukaryota; Viridiplantae; Streptophyta; Zygnematophyceae; Desmidiales; Closteriaceae.
AUGCGCACGCGCGACGGGCGGUCGAGGCAGUUUGGCUUUGUGGGGUUGCGAUCAGAGGAGGAGGCAGCAGCGGCGAUCGCCUACUUCAAUCGCUCCUUCAUGGACACCUUCCGCCUCACCUGUGAGUUCGCGAUGCCCAUUGGUCACACGGCGUUGCCCCGCGCGUGGAGCAAGCACACGCAGGCCAAGGAGACCAAGGGCGAGGAGAAGUCGGGCGAACAGGGAGCAGCAGCAGCGGAAGGGGGGAAGCAAGCCGGGAAGAAGGCAGGGGAUGGAGGGGAGGAUGGGGCAGGAGCGGAGGGUGUGGGAGGGGAGAAAGGGAUGAAGAAGAAGGCAGGGAGGGUGGUGGGAGGGGUGGCUGUGAAGCAGGCAGCGCAGGAGGAUGAAGGGUUUAGGGAGUUUCUAGAGGUGAUGGAAAGAGGUAGGAAGAAGAAGGUUUGGGCGAAUGAUACUGCGGAUGGGGAUGGGGAUGGGGGGGCAGGAGGGGGAGUGGGGAAGGGGAGGGGCGGUGGGAGUGUGAGUGGGGGGGUGGGAGAGGUGGGGAGGGGAGGGAGGAAGAGUGGGGAGGUGGAGGAAGGGGAGGAGAGUGAUGAUGAGUUGUAUGGUGAUGUGAUCGUGGAAGAGGAUGGGAGUGAGGAGGAAGGGGAAGAGAGAGGGGGGGGAGAUGGGGAGGAGGGGGAUGGGAGUGAGGGGGAGGAGGGGGAGGAGGGGGAGGAAGGGGAGGAAAGGGAGGAGGAGGGUUUGAGUAAUCUGGAUUAUCUCAAGAAAAGGGUUGCUUCGAAUUGGAGUGAUGAGGACGAUGACGAUGAGGAGGAAGAGGCAAAGGAGGGAAAGAAGGAAAAGGAAAGAAGGAGGGUGGGGACUGAGGAAGAGAGUGAGGGAGAGGAGGAGGACGGAGACGUGGAGGAGGGGGAGGAAGGGGAAAAAGAAGAGGGGGAGGAAGAGGAUGAAGGGGAGGAGAAUGAGGACGAAAAGGAAGAAGGGGAAGAAGAGGACGAAGAGGGAGAGCAAGGGGAUGGCGACAUGGAUGGUGUGGUGGAUGGGGCAGCAGCGGAGGAGGGAGGGGGAGCUGUGGUGGAUGGGGGAGCAGCAGAGGAUGUGAGGGAGACGGGUCGGCUCUUCAUCCGCAACCUCUGCUACUCCGCCUCAGAGGAUGACCUGCGCGCUCUCCUCGCCCCCUUCGGCUCGUUAGCAGAAGUCCAUCUGGUGGUGGAUCGGCACACCAAGCUCUCCAAGGGCUUUGCCUAUGCGCUCUUCACCGUGCCUGAGGAUGCUGUCAGUGCCAUGAAGGCCCUCGACUCCUCCAUCUUCCAGGGUCGCCUGCUGCAUGUGCUGCCAGCGCACAGGCCACCACCCAAGAAGGACGAGGACGCGAAUCUGCAGGCGAAAACGUUGAAGGAGAGGAGGGAGGAGGAGAGGAAGAAGCGCGAGGCAGGAGGGGACACCCGCGCCUGGAGCUCCUUCUACAUGCGACCAGAUACGGUAGCUGAAGCUGUAGCCCUGAGAUAUGGGGUCGCAAAAAGAGACCUGCUCGACCCAUCAGCAAGUGACACAGCAGUGCGGCUGGCCCUAGGAGAGGCACACAUAGUGGCGGACACAAAACGGGCACUCCUAGACGCUGGCAUCGAUGUGGCUCUUAUGGAGCAAUUCGCCACCGCCGCCACCGCUGCUGCCGCCGCUGCCAAAGAAGCUGGGAAGAAGGAUGCCAAGGCGGAUGGCGGUGCUAGUGGUGGUGGUGGUGGUGGUGGUGGCAGUAGCUUGGCGCGCAGCAGGAGUGUGGUGCUGGUGAAGAAUCUGCCCUUCAAGGUGGAGGCGGGCGAGCUGGUGGGGCUGUUCCAGCGGUACGGACCGGUGGCGAGGUUUGUGCUGCCGCCCACCAACACUGUUGCACUGGUGGAGAUGGCAGACUCUGCUGAUGCCAAGAGGGCCUUCAAAGGAUUAGCUUAUAAAAGAUACCAGCACGUGCCGCUUUACCUAGAAUGGGCACCAGAAGGAAUCUUCCUAGAACCCGCAGCACUGUCAGACGCACAAGCUCAUGCAAACACAACAGCAGCUGCUGCAGCAGCGUCUAGGGAGGCGGGCGGGGGAGUAAGAGAGGGAGGAGCAAGGGAAGGGAAGGAGGGAGGUGGAGUGAAGAGUACAAAGAAGCAGGGAGCAGUGGGGCUUUUACCGGUGCUGAUGGAUGGGAAGGCAGCCAGGCGCAUGGCUGCUGAGGCGGAGAUGGUGGGAGGGACGGGAGAGAGAGACGGGGGAGGAGAGGGGGCCGAGGGGCAUGUGGUGGAAGGGGAGGAGGACGGGCAGCCCACGAGCCACAGUGUGUUUGUGAAGAACCUGAGCUUUGCCACAACAGAGGCGCAGCUGAAGGAGCACCUGGAGAAGCUUCUCAGAAGCAAGCACGCAGGGGCGGGUGGGGAGGGCCCAGCACUACGCAGCGUCACGAUCAAGAAGCGAGUGCGGAAUGGCAAGCAGCUGUCAAUGGGUUUUGGGUUCGCGGAGUUUGGCUCUGUGCUGUCUGCACACCGCGCCUGCAAGCUGCUUCAGCCAUUUGAGGCCACUAAAAGGGACAUUCAGCAGCUGUUUGCGCCGUUUGGGCAGUUCAAGAGCAUGUGGUUGCCGCACAAGUUUGAUGGGGGCCACAGGGGGUUUGCGUUUGUGGAGUUUGCCACAAAGAGGGAAGCAGAGAGUGUCUUUGAUGCGCUCAAGAGCACUCACCUCAUGAGGCUACCCCGCAAGUUUGACGGGGGGCACAGGGGUUUUGCGUUUGUGGAGUUUGCCACAAAGAGGGAAGCAGAGAGUGCCUUUGAUGCGCUCAAGAGCACUCACCUGUACGGCCGCCACCUUGUGCUUGAAAGGGCCAAGGAGGGCGAGGGGCUCGACGAGCUACGCGCCAAAACUGCCGCCCAGUUUCUGGACGGCGGGGCGGGCGGCGUGCGGCAGAAGAAACGCGCCAAGCUGGGGCAGGGCGUGGAUGACAGCGACGUGGCGUUUCGGGAAAUGCAGUUUGGGUGA